AUGCACCUUCCUUCUUCGCCAUCCAUCGAGUAUUUGUCGUAUACCUUACUUUACACCGAUAGACAAGUCCGCUCUAUCCCCCUUGUCAUAAUCACUCUUCCCUUGCUUAUCGUAUCAUCCAUUACACUACUUUUAUUAUUCAAUUACUUCCGUGACGCAUACGGAUAUAAUGACUCAACUCGAAUCCCAGGUCCACUGAUGGCCAGAUUAUCCGACCUAUGGCUCUACAGAGCUGCUACGUCCGGGCGUCGCUCAAUACUCGUGCAUGAGUUGCACAAGCGAUAUGGCCCAUUUGUGCGCAUUGCACCGAAUCAUAUCUCGAUAUCGGAUCCUGAUGCCAUUCGAGAGGUUUAUGCUUACUCUGGGACUUUGAAAUCAGAUUUCUACGAUGCUUUCCGUUCUACGCAUGGCACAAUCUUCUCGACACGCGAUAAGGCUGAUCAUGGCCGACGACGCAAGAUGAUUGCACCAGUUUUCUCCCAGACUAGUAUUGUAGACUUCCAACCGUACCUCCAAACUAUCAUCGCGAGCAUGCUCCAGAAAUGGGACUCACUCUGUGACAAGGCUCCCCAAAAAUCUGAGGAGAUCGUGCAGGAAGUAUACAAGAAGGAUGGUAGAGCAUGGCUCAACUGUGCGGAUUGGUACAAUUUCUUGACAUUCGACAUCAUUGGCGAUCUCGCGUUCGGUUCCCCGUUCGGAAUGAUCGAAGCCGGAUGUGAUCGUGCGCCAUACAUCGAUGUAAAUGACUCAACUCGGAAAGUGCAGUACCUUCCUGCUAUCAAGAUCCUCGAUGAAAGGGAGUUAUGGGCAAGCACUCUUGGUGUGGUUCCGCCUAUCCUUCGAGGCUUGUUCAAAAAGACUCCCUCCUUUUCGGUUGGCAAUGAAGCCGCUAAGAAACUCUACGGUAUGUCUAACGCUGCGGUCACGAAGCGUAUCGAGAAUCCCAAUGAUCGGAAGGACGUUCUCGGAGGGCUACUUCGAGGGCGUGACGUCAAUGGGAAGUCCAUGGAUAAGUGGGAAUUGACUGCGGAGUCUAUCACCCAGAUCAUCGGCGGCAGUGAUACGACGUCCAUUAUCAUUUGUGCCAUUACAUAUCACCUGGCAAUGAACCCUACCAUUCUCCGCAAGCUUCAGGCCGAGUUGGACGAAGCCCUUGGACUUGAAUUUGGGAAAGAUGAUGACGCUCCAUUGGAGGAGUCUGUAGUACCUUAUGACCUCAUCAAGUCGCUGCCUUACCUUGACGCCGUCGUCAACGAAGGUCUUCGCUUACAGUCUGUUGUGGCUGUCGGGUUGCCUCGUGUCGUGCAAGAGGGCGGUUUGGUCGUGAGAGGCAGAUUCUUCAAGCCUGGAAGUAUUCUCAGCGUCCCGAUAUAUUCAGUUCAUCGUGAUGAGACUGUUUGGGGCGCUGAUGUAGAUGGCUUUAGACCUGAAAGGUGGUUCGAAGGCAACACUGAAGCGAUGCAAAAAGCAUUCAUUCCAUUCUCGUGGGGUCCACGGGCAUGCAUCGCGAAGAAUCUGGCGAAAAUGGAGCUGCUACAAGUUGCAGCUACGAUAUUUCGGCGGUACGAUAUUGCUCCGUUGCAUGAGAAUAUGGACUUCAAGAUUCGUGAAGGCUUCGUGAGGAAAAUGUCGAGCUGUUUUAUUGGUAUUAGGAGACGUUAG
Messenger RNA from Cantharellus anzutake, 1662 nucleotides. Its product is annotated as cytochrome P450. The transcript has 12 exons. The record is from RefSeq and is a predicted model, not a curated record. The coding region runs from base 1 to 1662 and encodes 553 amino acids. Gene Ontology annotation, molecular function: oxidoreductase activity, acting on paired donors, with incorporation or reduction of molecular oxygen; monooxygenase activity; heme binding. NCBI's taxonomy places the organism in Eukaryota, Fungi, Basidiomycota, Agaricomycetes, Cantharellales, Hydnaceae.